AUGCGCUUUGUGGGUCAAAGUGGCGACGUGGCCCGUUCCGCCGUGAAGACGCAGCGCGAGUUGAAGAAGAAACGCGAUGCACUGCGCAAGGUGCAGAAGACAAUCAGGUCGGGUGGCAGUGGCGCCGAGGUCGCCGCCGCUAUGGAGCAGGAAGCGGCACUGCUCGCUGAGAUUGGCCACCUCGAAGUCCUGAGCGAGGCAUCGUCGGCUCCGUCGACAGCGCACGUUGCGGCCGCCCCUUCCACCUCGACCCCUGCGACGGCUGCGGCCUCGCCAGCAGCCUUGGCCACCGUCACAAUCAACAAGAGCAGCGACGCCAAAGCGGUGAGAGGCGGCGAACCUGCCAAAGAGAUCACUGCGGAGGAGCGGGCGGCGUCAGCGAAGAGACUGCACGACCUCGUUCAAGGUGCCAUGGAUGCCAACCGCCUCAAGUGCCUGCACGUUCUACCGCGCGACGCCGUCGUGCACCCCCGCAUCGCCGAGGUAGCUGUGCUGAUGGAGCAGAUGCUUCUUGUCGGCGGCAGUGCGCGUGCCUUGGCGCUCAUCUCCGCCUUCCGCGAGCUGAGUCGCGCAACCACCGUCCUCGCCGUGCCCUCGCUGAACGAGGUGGACACCACCGCGUUUGAAAAGCUCAUCCAGAUCAACUUUGACUUUGUGCGCCGCAAGCGUGAGGCCUCCGCCGGCAUGCGCCACGUGAAGGAAGUGCUCGUGCGCCGCUUCGUCGCGUUGCGGGACGAGGUAAUUCACCCAAAGCCGAACAUGGUUGACCUCAUCAAGGACCUCGGCGGUCCGCGUGAGGUGACGCUGAGGAUACUGGACGUCAUUGAGGCCGAGCUGAAGAUGUCGUUCAAGAGCAUUGUAGAGGAUCGCUCGCUGCCGUACGUCUCGAGCAGCGACACUAUCUUAGUGUUUGGCCGCAGUAGUCUGGUCGAGUACAUCCUGUUGUCCCGCUCGCGUGAUCCACAGUGCAAGCCGAAGCGCGUCAUUGUGAUCGACUCUGCGCCACUCUUUGAAGGCCGGCAGCUGGCUGAGAAGCUCUCGAGCGCCGGCAUUGGCGUGACGUACGGUCUCAUCACGGCAUGCUGCACAUUGAUGCCUAAGUGCACGCGCGUGUUCAUGGGGGCUUCGGCUGUGCUGCAGAAUGGUGACAUGUUUGGCCGCUGCGGCAUGGCGCUCGUGGCGGCUUGCGCGAAGCUGUUCCGCAAGCCUGUGCUGUGCUUUAGUGAGAGUUACAAGUUUGUGCCAGAGGUGUGGGUGGGCAACUUGGCACAGAACACAAAACUUGCGGACAUGCGGCCUGCCGCGGAGGUGCACGGCAGUGACACAGGCACGCACAGCCCGCUUAUAUACCCCACUCCACGCACGCUAUCCCCUCCUCAGCUACGUGUCUCUGGGGGUUGGGGUACACCGGCGCGCGGUGCCGACUUCCUUACACGCAGCGGCGGCGGUGGUGCGACCCCGUUCUCGUCGAGUGCCUCCGGCUACCUUUACGAUCUGACGCCUGCCUCGUACGUAGACAUGAUCAUCUGCGAAAUGGGGUGCCUUCACACGUCUGCCAUCGUGGCAGCUAUUAAGGAUCGCGAAGGCCGCGACACGUCGCAGCUCGUGAAUCUUGUUCGGGGAUGA
Messenger RNA from Leishmania mexicana MHOM/GT/2001/U1103, 1626 nucleotides. RefSeq names its product putative translation initiation factor eIF2B subunit-like protein. Bases 1 to 1626 code for a protein of 541 amino acids. The record is from RefSeq and is a predicted model, not a curated record. Lineage: Eukaryota; Euglenozoa; Kinetoplastea; Trypanosomatida; Trypanosomatidae. The transcript has a single exon.